AAUGGAUGUCCAGUUCAUGCUGCUUUUUGUGGGGAUUAUCGUGCUGGUGGACUCAGCCAGAGGCCCACCCAGAAUUGCUGAUAAAGUGAUUCACCGGCAAUCUGUGAGAUUGGGAAGAACGAUCAAGCUCCUUUGUCCAGUGGAGGGGGAUCCUCCACCUCUUACUAUGUGGAUGAAAGAUGGACGAACGAUCCACAGUGGGUGGACACGGUUCCGGGUGCUCCAGCAAGGGCUGAAAAUCAAGGAAGUGGAAAGUGAAGAUGCGGGGACGUAUAUCUGCAGGGCCACCAAUGGAUUUGGCAGCAUGAGCGUAAACUACACUCUCAUUGUAAUUGAUGAUGCCAGCACCGGAAGGGAGAGUUUAGUGCCUGAAGGCCCCAAUUCUGACGCUGAAGAUCAUUCUGGAAAGCUAUGGGCUCGACCUCGGUUCACUCAGCCGGCCAAGAUGAGACGGAGGGUGAUCGCCCGACCCGUGGGAAGCUCCGUGCGCCUGAAGUGUGUGGCGAGUGGAAAUCCUCGGCCUGAUAUCAGCUGGUUAAAGGAUAGCAAGCCCCUCACCCCACAGGAGAUCGGGGAGAACAAAAGGAAGAAAUGGACUCUAAACCUGAAGAACCUGAAGCCUGAAGACAGCGGAAAGUACACCUGCCGAGUCUUCAACAGAAUCGGGGAGAUCAACGCUACCUACAAGGUCGAAGUGAUCCAAAGAACAAGAUCCAAACCCAUUCUUACAGGGACACACCCUGUGAACACAACGGUGGACUAUGGGGGGACCACCUCCUUCCAGUGCAAGGUGAGGAGUGACGUGAAGCCCGUCAUCCAGUGGCUGAAGAGGGUGGAAUACGGGACCGAGAACAAGUAUAAUUCGACCAUCGAUGUCGGGGGACAGAAGUUUGUAGUGCUGCCGACUGGGGAGGUCUGGUCCCGUCCGGAUGGCUCCUACCUGAACAAACUCAUGAUCACACGAGCCAAGGAGGAGGAUGCCGGGAUGUACAUCUGCCUGGGUGCAAACACCAUGGGAUACAGCUUCCGAAGCGCUUUCCUGACGGUGCUGCCAGAUCCCAAGCCGCCCAGCCCGCCUGUAGCUCCUUCCUCCGCCAGCAGUCUUCCGUGGCCCGUUAUCAUUGGGAUCCCUUCUGGGGCGGCCUUCAUCUUUGGAACCAUUCUCCUGUGGCUGUGCCAGACCAAGAAGAAGCCCUGCUCUCCUCCAGUGGCCACCCCCAUCCACAGGUCACACCCCCGGGAGAGGGUCUGCGUGGCCCCGGUCCCAGACAAAGACUGCCUGUCCUCCGUUAACUACGAGGAAUACGUCGUGCAGCAGCAGCAGCAGCAGCACUUGCUGUCCCAGGGGCCUGGCCUGGCCUCAGCUGUGGCAUCCAAAAUGUACCCAAAGACGUUCACGGACAUCCACAGCCACACACACUCCCAUGUGGAAGGCAAAGUUCACCGGCACCAACACAUUCACUUCCAGUGUUGA
Messenger RNA from Euleptes europaea (tarantolino), 1474 nucleotides. It is a transcript of the gene FGFRL1, whose product is annotated as fibroblast growth factor receptor like 1. The coding region runs from base 2 to 1474 and encodes 490 amino acids. NCBI's taxonomy places the organism in Eukaryota, Metazoa, Chordata, Lepidosauria, Squamata, Sphaerodactylidae. Gene Ontology annotation, cellular component: plasma membrane. Gene Ontology annotation, molecular function: fibroblast growth factor binding; fibroblast growth factor receptor activity. The record is from RefSeq and is a predicted model, not a curated record. The transcript has 6 exons.